Molecule: messenger RNA, 2501 nt
Organism: Humulus lupulus (European hop)
Lineage: Eukaryota; Viridiplantae; Streptophyta; Magnoliopsida; Rosales; Cannabaceae
Product: pre-rRNA-processing protein ESF1
Exons: 7
Coding region: 130-2346 (738 amino acids)
Biological process (GO): rRNA processing
Cellular component (GO): nucleus
Molecular function (GO): RNA binding
Source: RefSeq, a predicted model, not a curated record
UCUCUCCACACUCAAAAACCCUGGCACCAGUUCUGUUAAACCCUAAUCAACAUCGUUACUCACUGACCUAAGCUCCAUUGUUGCUGCUUUGCCUCGAGAGCUAAGCUUAGGUCUCUCUCUGAUCAGAGCAUGGGCUCCAACAAGGUAAACCAUAGCGAUAAGAAGAAAAAGAACAAGCCUUCGGACUCCAACAGCCAUGGCGGCGGACCCGAUGCUAAGAUCAUUACUGACUCCAGGUUCGCUUCCGUACACUCGGACCCUCGGUUCCAGAGGGCUCCAAAGCAUAAGUCGAAGGUGGAGAUUGACUCGCGUUUCAAGCGUAUGUUCACGGACAAGAGAUUCACAUCGUCUUCUGCUCCGGUGGACAAGCGAGGCAAGCCUAAGAAGCAGAAUUCCGAUAAUUUUUUGCGGAAUUACUAUCGAAUUGAAGAAAAUAAAGGCGAAGUAGAAAAAGAAGGACAAACUGAGGAUGAUGAUGAAGAAGAAGAAGAAGAGAGUAAAGGCCAGGAAUUGGUGAAACUCGGUGGAGAUGAAUCGGAGACGGAGCCGAGUGGUGAGUCAGACGCCUCUGAAUCGGAGGAGGAUGACGUGGAGAGUUGGGAAUCGGGCUCCUCCAUUGAUACCGAUGAAGAUGAAGAUGAAGCGUUUGAUGUGGAAUACGAGCCCGAGGAACCGGAGGAACAUGUACCUGAAAUCGAAAAAGAAACUCACAGGCUUGCUGUUGUUAACAUGGAUUGGCGACAUGUUAAGGCUGUUGACUUGUUCAUGAUGUUGAGCUCCUUUCUUCCUAAAGAUGGGCAUAUGGUAUCCGUAACUGUCUAUCCAUCUGACUUUGGAAUUCAGCGUAUGAAAGAGGAGGAAACUCAUGGUCCCGUCGCCCUCUUUGAUGAUGAAAAUGAGAAAAAUGGCAAUGAUGAUGAUGCUGAUAAUGACGAUGACAAUGAUGAUGAGAUAGACAACGAAAAAUUGCGUGCUUAUGAGAAAAGCAGGCUAAGGUAUUACUUUGCUGUGGUGGAAUGUGACUCAGUUGCUACAGCAGAUUACCUUUACAAAGCUUGUGACGGGGUUGAGUUUGAAAGAUCAUCGAAUGUACUUGAUUUAAGGUUCAUUCCUGAUUCGAUGGAAUUUAAACACCCACCACGUGACGUUGCAACAGAGGCCCCUGCAAAUUACGUUGGUUUAAAUUUCCAAACUAAAGCUCUCCAACUCAGUAAUAUCAAUCUUUCUUGGGAUGAGGAUGAACCAGAUCGUGUAAAAACCUUGAAAAGAAAGUUCGAUGCUGAUCAGCUAGCAGAAUUAGAGUUGAAGGAGUUUCUUGCUUCUGAUGACAGUGAAAGCGAGGAAGAAGCUGAGGAUGGUGAAGCUGAGGUUAAGAGUGAUAAAAAGCAGAAAAAGCGAGAUUUGUACCGAGCUUUACUUGAGUCCGGUAAUGGUUCGGAUGGAGAUGAGGAAGAGGAUGACCAGGACAUGGAGCUCACUUUCAAUACAGGCCUGGAGGAUAUAAGCAAGCGAAUUCUAGAAAAGAAGGAUAAGAAACAAGAAACAGUUUGGGAGACCAAGCUCAGAGAACAACGAGAGAAGAAGAAGCUUAGAAAGCAUAGAUCUAAGAAUUCAUCCGAGGAUGAAAGUAGUGAUACUGAUCAAGAGGCGAUAGACGAACCAGGUGACUUUUUCGUUGAAGAGCCUUCUGACGAAGAAGAGCCCAAGAAGUCUAAAGGUAAAAGUAAAAAACGGAAGAAGCAAGAAGAUACUAAUCGGCAAGCUGAAGCUACCAAAGACGAGCUUGAGUUACUACUUGCUGAUGAUACCAUGGGGGGUACUGGUGCUAAGGGUUAUAACUUGAAACGUAGGAAGGGCAAAGAUGGGAAAAAGAUUAAACUAACUUUAGAAGAGGACAAAAUACCACCAAUUGUUGAGGACCCCAGGUUCUCCUCUCUUUUCAGUUCCCCUGCUUUUGCUCUUGAUCCCACUGACCCGCGGUUCGAAAGGAGUAGCGCGACUUAUGCUCGGUUAGUCUCGCAACAAAAGCAGAAGGCGCGGGAAGAGGAGCUGCUUGCACCUGUAGAACCACAAGCUAUCACAGAUGAACAAGUGAAAUCUGAUGCUGCUGGGUCUUCUAAGAAAGAGAAGGACGAGUUGUCGGUGUUGGUUAAAAUGGUUAAGACUAAAUCGAAGCAAGUUAAAUUACCUUCGAAUGAGAAGUCAGGGAAGAAAGACAAAAAUUUGCAGUCUAAUGACAAGGACCAAAGAAAGAAAAAGAAACACAAGAAGGAGAAGCAUGAAUUGUCAACAUCGGUUGAAUCAGUGAAGAAGGGAAAGACCAAAGCUCAAAAGAAAUCAAAAUAAAAAAAAUAAGAGAAACCCAUAAAUGGUAAUCAAAUUUUGUUCUAGCUCAAAUUUUGUUCGAGAAUUUGUAUUUAUGAUCAGUACAUAAAUUGUUUAGGCAAUGGAUUUAUCAUUGUGAGGUCUGAGUUUGACAUGCAGGUUUUUCAUUCUUCAUU